Chrysemys picta bellii (western painted turtle) is the source of this 7817-nucleotide messenger RNA. It is a transcript of the gene SETDB1, whose product is annotated as SET domain bifurcated histone lysine methyltransferase 1. Gene Ontology annotation, cellular component: nucleus. The record is from RefSeq and is a predicted model, not a curated record. Gene Ontology annotation, molecular function: zinc ion binding; protein binding; histone H3K9 methyltransferase activity. Gene Ontology annotation, biological process: heterochromatin organization; negative regulation of gene expression. Lineage: Eukaryota; Metazoa; Chordata; Testudines; Emydidae.
GGGGCUGAAAGAUGCGAGAUGGCUUAAGGGAGUCAGUGGAAAGAGGGCCGGGGAGCCAGGAGAUGAUGGGGGUGGAGUCAGGAGCUCUAGAGAGGAGAUGACUUUGGGAAGCCAAGGGGGCUGGAGAUAGGGGUUGAGGUGAGAGCUGGGGAGCCAGAAGAUGAUUGCAGAGGGGUGACCGGAGCCAGGGGACCAGGGGGAAAGCAGGAGAGUCAGGAAAGUAAUGAGAAGGUGGCUGGAGCCAGGAAGUGGCAAAGGAAAUGGGAUGGCAUAGGGGAAAGACAGGAGUUGUGGGAAGGAGGGAUGGCUGUGUGGCUGGAGGAGCUGCAGCCAGCGGAUGUUGGGUGGGGGAACUGGGGUCAGGAAUCUAGAUACUGUUGUGAUCCAUGUUCUCUAGAUAGAUGUGUGGGGAGCAGUCUUGGGUUAUUUUCAUGUACGUAAGCUUGGGGUACUGGAUGCCAACAGAGGGGUCACGUUCUCUUUUUCUCUCUGGUUAGCAAAAAUGGAUUCUCCGGAAGUAACAGAGCUGCAGCAAGAAGUGAUGGAGGAGUUGGGGAUCUCUAUGGAAGAGCUCCAGCAAUUCAUUGAUGAGGAGCUGGAGAAGUUUGAGUGUGUGAAGCAGCGGAAACAGCAGCUGGAAGAGCUGGAAAAGAACGUGGAACAGAAAGAAGCAGAAGUUGCAUAUGUCGACCAGCUCUUCGAUGAUGCUUCAAGAGCCAUUGGUAAAUGCGAGAUACUGGUAAAAGAUCUCUACUCCAAGCUGGGCCUUCAGUAUCGUGAGAGCAGCUCUGAAGAUGAGGACUCAGCUUCCAAGCCCACGGAAGUGAUCGAAAUCCCAGAUGAGGAUGACGACGAUGUUAUGAGUAUUGAUUCGGGUUGGAAGCACAGUGAUACAAGUAACAGAAUCUCAAAGGAUCAGACGCUGCUUCGAGAAGCCAUGGCUGCAAUGAGGAAGUCUGCCCAAGAUGUUCAGAAAUUUAUGGAAGCUGUUAACAAAAAAACAAACGCCCAGGACCUGCAAAAGGAUGGGCUGUCCUCUCCACCAAUCUCUGUUGGCGUGUCCCAGCAGGUGAGCUCUGCGCUUGCUGGGGGUGACCUCAGCAAUGACGGUGACCUGGUGGUUGGUAUGCGUAUCCUAGGCAAGAAGAGGACCAAGACGUGGCACAAAGGAAUUUUGAUUGCAAUCCAGGCAGUAGGUGCUGGUAAGAAGUUCAAAGUGAAAUUCGACAACAAAGGGAAGAGUUUGCUUUCUGGCAAUCACAUUGCGUAUGACUAUCAUCCCUCUGCUGAGAAACUCUACGUUGGAAGCCGGGUCGUGGCCAAAUACAAGGAUGGGAAUCAAGUCUGGCUCUAUGCUGGUAUUGUGGCCGAGACACCGAACAUGAAGAAUAAACUGAGGUUCCUGAUCUUCUUCGAUGAUGGCUAUGCUUCUUACGUCACUCAGUCGGAGCUAUACCCAAUCUGCAGGCCACUAAAGAAGACCUGGGAAGACAUAGAAGACGUUUCCUGCCGUGAUUUCAUAGAGGAGUACAUCAGUGCCUACCCAAACCGUCCCAUGGUAUUGCUGAAGAGCGGCCAGCUGAUUAAAACAGAAUGGGAAGGGACCUGGUGGAAAUCCAGAGUGGAAGAAGUGGAUGGCAGUCUGGUCAAAAUCCUCUUCCUGGAUGACAAACGCUGUGAAUGGAUUUACCGUGGUUCCACGCGCCUGGAGCCUAUGUUCAGCAUGAAAACCUCCACGGCCUCCACUCUGGAAAAGAAACAAGGAGGGCAGAUGAGGACUCGUCCCAAUGUUGGUGCUGUGAGGAGCAAAGGGCCCGUAGUACAAUACACGCAAGAAUUAACAGGAACCAGCACCCAGUUUAAACCUAUAGAACAAAUCCAAGCAAUGUCUCUAGCUGCACCGUCUGUUUCCCCACAGCCUGCUGAGAUGGAAAGCCCCGAAAGUCAGCUGGCUCAGUCCAGAAAGCAAGUGGCCAAGAAAAGCACGUCCUUCCGUCCUGGCUCUGUGGGGUCUGGACACUCUUCACCUCCUUCUCCUGUGCUAAGUGAAACUCCUCCCAUGGGAAAAGCUGCAGUGAACCAGCAGUAUCGUGGAAGCUAUUCCAGUGGCCAGCCAGGCAGCAGCGCAGUGCAGCCGUUCCAUGGCAUGAUGGACCGGGUGCCCAAUGAGCCCUCCUACCGGGCCCCGAUGGAGAAGCUCUUUUACCUGCCCCACGUCUGCAGCUACACCUGCCUGUCGCGGGUCCGCCCCAUCCGGAGCGACCAGUACCGCAGCAAGAACCCCCUCCUCAUCCCGCUUCUCUAUGACUUCCGGCGCAUGACUGCCCGCCGCCGCGUCAACCGCAAGAUGGGCUUCCACGUCAUCUACAAGACGCCGUGCGGGCUGUGCUUGCGCACCAUGCAGGAGAUCGAGCGCUACAUCUUCGAGACGGACUGCGACUUCCUUUUCCUGGAGAUGUUCUGCCUAGACCCCUACGUGCUGGUGGACCGCAAGUUCCAGCCCUACAAGCCCUUCUACUACAUUGCAGACAUCACCAAAGGCAAGGAGGACGUGCCGCUGUCCUGCGUCAACGAGAUAGACACCACCCCUCCUCCGCAGGUGGCUUAUAGCAAGGAGCGCAUCCCGGGGAAAGGGGUCUACAUCAACACCGGCUGGGAGUUCCUCGUGGGUUGCGACUGUAAAGAUGGCUGCAGAGACAAAUCUAAAUGUGCCUGCCACCAGCUGACAGUCCAAGCGACAGGCUGCACCCCCGGUGGGCAGAUCAACCCCAAUUCUGGCUACCAGCACAAGAGGCUGGAGGAAUGCCUCCCCACAGGAGUCUAUGAAUGUAACAAGAGAUGCAAAUGCAACACGAACAUGUGCACCAAUCGCUUGGUACAACAUGGACUCCAAGUCAGACUCCAGCUAUUCAAGACUCAGAACAAAGGCUGGGGAAUCCGCUGCCUUGACGAUAUUGCCAAGGGCUCUUUCGUCUGCAUCUAUGCAGGGAAAAUCCUGACAGACGACUUUGCCGACAAAGAAGGGCUGGAGAUGGGGGACGAGUACUUCGCUAACCUGGAUCACAUCGAGAGCGUGGAGAACUUCAAGGAGGGCUACGAAAGCGAUGCCAAGUGCUCCUCCGACAGCAGCGGCGUGGACCUGAAGGACGAAGAGGAAGAGAACACCGGCACCGAGGAGCAGGAGGAGUCCAACGAGGACAGCUCCGACGACAACUUCUGCAAGGACGAGGAUUUCAGCACCAGCUCGGUGUGGCGCAGCUAUGCCACCCGCCGGCAGACCCGGGGCCAGAAGGAGAACGGCCUGUCUGAGACAGCCUCCAAGGACUCCGGCCUCACCAGGCAAAUCAGCCACGACGAGGUCGCUGUGGCCGCUGCCUGCAAACUGCCCGUGUCCGAGGAGACCUCCAAAAACAAAGUGGCCUCCUGGCUGAGCUCCAACAGCAUGUCGGACAGCUUCCAGGACAACGAUAGCGCCUCCUCGUUCAAGAUGAACGAGGCCAGCGAGGUCAAGGCGGGCAAAGUGGAAGUCCUGGGUGACCGAGAGAAGCCCUCCACUUCUGGGCUUGGGGGCAAGGAGGCCUUUGGCUUGGAUGCCGACUCAAAGAUGCAGAAGAAGGAGGAAUCUGAAGAGCCAAACAAGCUUUCGAUGGCAUCCGAGCCCGGCAAGGUGUAUGGCUAUAAUCCAAGCCCCAUGAAACUCGAGGGGAUCCGGAGGCCACCAAGCAAGACCAUCAUGCAUCAGAGCAAAAGGCACUUGGCUCCUCCCCAGCAAGCAACUGACGAUGUGCUGACGCUAUCAAGUAGCACGGACAGCGAGGGGGAGAAUGGCCAGCCGGCAGCAGGACAAGCACAGGGCAACACGAAUGAUAGUGAUGACAUCCAGACUAUUUCCUCUGGCUCAGAGGAAGAGGACAUCGACGACAAGAAGAAUUCCUCUUCCGGUCUAGGCCCUGUGAAAAGGCAAGUGGCAGUGAAGUCCACACGGGGUUUUGCCCUCAAAUCGACUCACGGGAUCGCCAUAAAAUCGACCAAUAUGGCAUCAGCUGACAAGGGGGAGAACAUGCUAGUGCGCAAAAACACCCGCCAGUUUUAUGACGGCGAAGAGUCCUGCUAUAUCAUUGAUGCCAAACUCGAAGGGAACCUCGGCCGUUACCUCAAUCAUAGCUGCAGCCCCAAUCUGUUUGUGCAGAAUGUCUUUGUGGACACGCAUGAUCUCCGUUUCCCUUGGGUUGCCUUCUUCGCUAGCAAGCGGAUACGAGCCGGCACUGAGCUGACCUGGGAUUAUAACUACGAGGUAGGCAGCGUGGAGGGCAAGGAGCUCCUGUGCUGCUGUGGAGCUAUCGAAUGCCGAGGCAGGCUGCUCUAACCACGCUGGUGCCCGCAUCGUGAAGGACAUGGGCUGCUGGCCCUGGAUUCCCCAGUUGCUCUGAGCCAGAACAAGGUUGAUUCUCAACCACAGGCAUUAUCCCUCCCCUCCCCGCACAACCCUUUGUCUGUGAGGGUGACGUCCUGUGUUUCAUCUCGAGCGGUUUCUAAUUACACCGCGUUGAUUUGUAAUUGUAGCUGUUACAAGGCUGGUUACAGUAACUUGGAGCUGCCCCAUUCACUUGAAAAUACGCCCACAGGUACACAGACCACAACACUAUCAGGCUAACACAAGGGUCGCUUGGCUUUGUGCGUAGGGCUGAGAUGGACAGCAAUGUUCCCAGCGAGCUACUGCCUUGGUGUGGAGCUCUGUCUGCACUGGGUGACGCACUGAUCAGGCAUUCAGCUAGCUCUGAGACUUAAUACCUGUCAGCGUGACAGCUCAAUUCAAGGAUGAAACACACUAGGCAGGCACUACAGAAGGGGCCCCUGCUUCGCCAUCCUACAGCCAGCCUCUGUUGCACCCAAGUCUGCCAUGUCAAAUCCCCCAUCCCCAAAAAACUAGGGCAACUACAGUUAGAAUUGGUGCCCUCUUAUUAUCACUAUUUCAACAAAAGAAACAUUUCAGAGAGCGGGGGUAAAUCAUCCAAUCCAGGAACUGUAUUGGGAUUUUCCUGGGGUAUUGCUGAACAUGCUGUUAAAAAAAAACCAACCUGGCGGCUGUUGAAAGCAAUAAUGGAUGCUUUCCAAUAAAUAAAUAAAUAAAUAAAUACUUCCACCCUCCAGUACAGCGUGAACUUGAAAGUGGCUUGGGGCCUGCUUUUGGGAAAGCAUCACUUCCAGGAGUGGACCUAGACAGAGGCAAGCUGUGGGCUCAGGUAGUGGGCGAACAGGAAUGAGCACAUGGGAUUUUGCCUAGGAAUUGGACACUGGGACCAACAAUCACUUGUCGGUUAGUGAACAAACCCAGGUCUUUAAGGCACCGCCAGAGCCCCUUAUGGCUUGUACGGCGUGAGGCUUCUAUGCAGCUGCUCCCAGAUGCUACAGAAGUGGAGGGAAUAAGAUCAAACUUAAUUGUAGCAAGGGAGGCUGUACCUACCAGUGCUUAUAAAAUACUCAACGCAGGCAGGAUUAACUCCGGCCCAUAACUCCUCUGACUUCAGUAGAGCUAGACCAAAGCUGAUAAAGGCGGUUACUUGGAGAACCCUUUGUAGUAGCCAUGUUAGUUCUAGAGUAUGAGCACGUCCAGGCAGGUGAGGUCAUAUUUUAUAAGACCAACUUCUCUCACCCUGACGAGCUAGAGGAAGCAAGAAGGGUAUGAAACCAGAGUUAUAGGAGACGGGUGCUCAGUCACACAGCUGAAGAUGCUUAGAUUGUUCUAGGGCUAAGUUACAGCUCCAUCAAAUAGCAGACUAACUUCUUCUGCAGCACCAGGACUACAGCACGCUCUUCCCCCUGCCAGUGACGGCACACUACCUCUUAGAGCUUUGCAUGACAACUGCCCUCCUCAGGGCAGUACAUGGCAAAUUCCUUCGCCUAGCGAUGCCAGGGCACGUAGCUCACAACGGAAACAAAUCUAAAAAUAUCUGCUCCGAGAACGGUGCAUCGAAUGGCAGCUGCAGGUUUGCCUGAGGAGCUUGAUCUCCUGGGGAUGGAAAGAGGCUGUUGCACCCCCUCCACACAACCUGGCUUUAGCAGGGUGAACACUCACAAGAAACCACAGCUCAUUAUGUUUGGGGCAUGUAAUUUAUUUACAUAUGUACCCAAGAUACAGAACAGGGAGUGUCUUAGUUUUAAUGAGUGUCUCCUCCUAAAACGCUCUUCAAGUAGGGGAUCUAGCAAUGGAAACUGCAGGGGUAAAAUCCAAGUCACUUUCAAAGUGACAGUAACUAGUUCUAGUGGGGCCUGGGCUGCUAGAGGGGACAUCCCUGCUGCCAGGCUCCAGCUGACACUGGCGAGAGUAAGCUUGGGCCGCUGCUGUGUAAACACGCACAGUGUCUAUUUGGACCUGCUCAUGGGGUUUCUCAGGGGCCAGGCUAAGCUUUCCAAAACCAAAGGGUUAUGGCUGCGGGUGAAGCUAAAAGUUGCUCCUUUCCUUAAAGCAAAGACGUGAUUUUAGGCCUCUUUUUGCAGGUGGAGGCGCUGUAGCCUGUCCAGGUCCCUGCACAUCCAAAGGGGUUGAGUGACUUCCUUGUAAGGGGUCUCUUAUUAAACUAAACCGAGCUUACAAAGAGCUGCACUUUACCAUCCUAAACCCGUAGCAGGUUCUACUCAACUCAGCCUAGCGCAGCAUGUUUAGCUUAACACACUUUGGACCGUAGGCAUUGUCACCACGAAUCUGCCAGAACCACCCCAUCAGCACAUGGCACCUGCCAGAGCCUCUAGGGGAGAUCCCUAGGCACCAGCUGUCAAACCGCAGCACGGGGCACAGGCAAGUCUGAGUUCACAGUGAGUGUGACCGAACCAAGCUAGGGGGAGUAAACUGUUCCAGUUGCUCCCUCUUUCCGGCCUGCAGCAAGCCGGCUCAGGGCCAGAGCGUCACCACCCUGCACGGCACUGAGCUACAAAGAGCAGGCCCCUCUACUGAGCUAGUCAGAAAUGAAUGGGUCAUGGGAACGGAGGGUCUCUGGACCAGCAAAGGGGGUCACUCCUGAGCAGAGAAAAGGAACUCCACCCUUGCUAAUGGGGAGAGAGUUUGACCAUGGCUUUUAAAGUGUUUUAUAGUAAUUACCUUUCCUAGGACAUCUGAAAGCUCCUCCGCUCGCUGACUGUCCAUUUGAGGGGCUGCAUGGGAAUCUUGCAAUGCUAAUGGAGAAGUGCUAUGAAUAGCAGAGUUAAAUCAGUGGCUCCUUCCUCCCAAGCUGCCCGUAGCCACAUUAGUAUUUCAACAGCGGAGCCUCAGAGGGGCUAGAGCAGGUGGCUUUUCUAGGAAGUGGGAGGCCAGUUGUGUUUAAAAGUAGGGCGGUAGAAAGCAUGUGAAGUUCUGAACCCCCUCUCCAAGCAUGCAACACCCACACUCGGGGCUUGGUUCCCCCCAGUGUUCAGGCUCUUAAAUAAAGGCCAGACUUUCAAAAGUUCCCCACACCUCCCAGUGGGCCUCAUCCCGGUUUCCAGGAGACCUCAAACCCCAGCAGGCUGAGUGAGCGCUUUUGAAAAUCUGGCUGCUUAUUUUGAUGCCUUAAAAACGGGGAGCUGAUCCCUGCUAGCCUUGGGAUGCUUGUAGUGAGCACGUUACCACCACAAGAGGACGCUCCUGUGAAAACCACACCAGCUCAAGUCUGGCAGGAAUAGCACAGCUGAUAUGAAAGUUGUCCCAUGUGUUUCAUACUGAUCCAAACCCCUCAGAUGGGGGGGUGGGAACAGGGUGACACUCCAACAGAAACCACCACGCCUGUUUUUACAGAAGUUUUAGUUUUUAUUUAACUUUUAAUAAAUUUUAACUUUUAAAAAAC